ACCACUGCCUGAUCUUUUCGGACCGAGUGUCGAUCACUGCUUCUAUUUUCACGGGCCGGAUCAUCCAGACUCGCCUGGUCACGAGAACACCUGUCAGCUAACGAUCACUUAACGACGACAGAGACGAAGUUUCAUCAUGUCCAAGCUCUUGAACGCCUACUCCAACUACCUCGCUAGGAAGCCCCUUCAGGGUAACGUCGUCACGGCCAUCGGUCUGUUUGGCAUCGGAGAUGGGUUGGCUCAGAUGAUCGAGGGGAAGCCUGGUUACGACUUUGCUAGGACUGCCCGAUUGUGCACCUGGGGAGGAGCCGUCUUCGCACCCCUCGUAGGAGGCCUCUGGUUCCCGAUCCUCAAUCGAGUCAACCUCGGUAACAAGGCCACGACCGCCAUCACCCGCGCUUCGAUGGACCAGUUCAUCGCCGCUCCGAUCGUCCUGGGUGGGUUCUUCGCCUUUGCGGGCAUGUUGGAGGGGAAGAGCGUGGAUGAUGUCAAGAAGAAGGUCGAGAGCUCCUGGUUGCCGACGUUGAAGACCAACUGGAUGGUCUGGGUGCCCUUCCAAGCCAUCAACAUGAUCGUCCCGCCUCAAUACCGAUUCCCAGCCAGUUUGGCCAUGAACAUUCCCUGGAACAUCUAUCUCUCGCUGCAGAACGCCAAGACGUCGUCGUCCGCGCCUGCAGCCGUCGAGCCACCCUCCAAGCCUGUCAAGGUCGCUUUUGGAGAUUAGAGGAUGAGGGGAUACAUGACAAGCUUGAGCAUAGGAUGGAUCUGCCUCUAUUUCUUGCGACAUGUACGAUAUCAUUUGCGGUCUCCAACGAGGUUCAUCAUGAGGG
Molecule: messenger RNA, 830 nt
Organism: Filobasidium floriforme
Lineage: Eukaryota; Fungi; Basidiomycota; Tremellomycetes; Filobasidiales; Filobasidiaceae
Exons: 9
Coding region: 137-724 (195 amino acids)
Cellular component (GO): mitochondrion; membrane; cytoplasm
Source: RefSeq, a predicted model, not a curated record